Periophthalmus magnuspinnatus is the source of this 1687-nucleotide messenger RNA. RefSeq names its product chemokine (C-X-C motif) ligand 14 (gene cxcl14). The record is from RefSeq and is a predicted model, not a curated record. NCBI's taxonomy places the organism in Eukaryota, Metazoa, Chordata, Actinopteri, Gobiiformes, Gobiidae. The transcript is spliced from 4 exons. Bases 342 to 638 code for a protein of 98 amino acids. Gene Ontology annotation, biological process: antimicrobial humoral immune response mediated by antimicrobial peptide; cell chemotaxis. Gene Ontology annotation, molecular function: chemokine activity. Gene Ontology annotation, cellular component: extracellular region.
CCUCCACAAUCGCGUUUCCUGUGCGCUCUCUCUCUCUCCCACUCCGUCUCGCUGUCCACACUGCUUGAUUCGCUGUCUGCUCGUGCAUAUUAAUAAGCGGGGAACAGCGGGCUGCUUUUAAAAGAGGGAGAGAGAGAGAGGGAGCGAGCUAAAGUAGUCUGAGGAGGUUGGGAAUAGGGUGAGCGCACGGGACGCACGCUCCGAGUUGCACAACCAGACGCACAGAGGAGAUUGGAACAACAAGGGGAGCAGGAGAGUUUGACCGAGGGUUGGGAAGUGCGAAGUGAACGAUUCUGACCUUAAAUAGCGGAGUGUUUUGUGGAAGAAAGGCUCUCUCCACCAUGAGUCGCUACGUAACGCUACUUUUGUUUGUAUUGGCUGUGUGCGUCUUGAGCGCAGAAGCGUACAAGUGUCGGUGCACACGUAAAGGACCAAAGAUCCGGUACAAGGAUGUGCAGAAGCUGGAGAUCAAACCUAAGCACCCGUUCUGCCAAGAGAAGAUGAUUUUUGUGACGAUGGAAAAUGUGUCGCGGUUCAAGGGUCAGGAAUACUGUCUUCACCCUAAACUCCAGAGCACCAAGAACCUGGUCAAGUGGUUCCGCAUCUGGAAGGACAAGCACAGGGUGUAUGAAGCAUAAGACCACAACCUUCUGUCACUUCUGGAUCACAUGACAAAUAAAGCCGGACUAUAUUACUUAACAUGCAAAGUAAUCUGCAAUCAAACUAUGCUUCUCAUUCCAGACAUCCAUAUACCACUUUUAUAGUGUGGAUUUGUGGAUGGACACAAAAAUAGUCUCUCAGCAGAUAUCAAUGUUACUCUUUAGGCAUGGGGAAAUAUAUAGAUCUACGUUGUUUUAUUUCCAAGGACUUGUGCAUAUAUUUUUUUCUGAUCCUGGUGUGAAACAUGUGAUCCAGACUAUGCUGUUUUUUCAGUGCUGUACCUGGAAAUGCAGUGUUCUGUGAUGUGUAUUUGUGAACUUCAUCUUUCAUUCUGUGUCAUAUAGCACAUAUAACCACUAUUAAUACGUAAACAAUUAUUUGUCUUUGUAAAUCAUAGUUGGACUUAACAGACAGUGCAGUUCAGGAAAACGCAACAUGAGUUAUGUGCCAUUCACAACAAACCAGUAGUGGGUGAUAUAUUUGUAUUAUAAUUGUAAGGCCUGACCUGUAUAUUAUAUAAAAAAACAAACAAUUGACAUGUAAGACACAUGUAAACAUCUUCGUAAAAAAGUACACCAUGCCUGUGUGUAAAUUAAGUUUGCAUAUUUUCCCAAGGAUGAGUUUUAGGCAAUAACGUGGAGACAAGCAGGCCAGAAAAGUAAAAAAGUAUGGAGUAUAUUGUGGGCUAUCAUAUUCACAUAGGCUAUAAAUUUUUUUGCACUGGUAAAUCUGUAACAUACUUUCUCUAUAUGCUGUGUGGACCCUUUUUGUAAUUGGCUGUGGUUUUGUUACAUUGACAUCAACACAUUUACACAGAAUAUGCAUUAUUCUUGUUUUAUAAAACAUAAAUAAAAACUAUAAACAUAGACAUAUAUAUAAGAUAUAUAGAUCAUAUUGCUAUAGAUUUUGUAAAUGGAUUGUAAGCUUGUAACUGAUUAUUUUGAAGAUGAGUGUUUGUAUAGACCAUUGUAAAUAGGCCACUCCAGUGAGUGUAAAACAUACAGCAAUAAAGUGUCUAUACAUAUCA